UUAUUUCAGAAAUAAAAAAAAUAGAACUUAUAUAAACCUCUUAAAUGGUUGAUAUUGUUAUGAAAGUUCAAAUUAGAGUAAGAUCUAAGAUUAUGAUGAAGAAAUGCUUUGAAGCCACAAGGUGGAAUAUUAUUGCAGAUAGCUCAUUGAAUCGAAAACUCAAAAUGUUUGAGUUACUUCGAAAGGAAGUUAUAUAUUCCACUGUACAACGAAUCAAUUUUUCAUCAUUACCUCAAGAACUGCUCACGAUCGUUUCAAUUAUCAGUAUGAAGGUGUGUAAAAAUUAUGAAAGUUGUCACGAUUACAGGGUUGCACAUCCACAACCCUACAGGAAAUUAAACCCAAGAUUUUAAGGUCUCACGAUGAAUACUGAAACUUCAUAUUAUUUAGUUUGGUCAUGUCUAUUAGUUUUCAAGUUUCUUAAUUGCUAAAUAUUGGUAGAUUUUAUUCAGUUCUUACAUUAUGAUUUAAUAAACUGCUGUGUAUUUAUCAUUACACUUUAAAAUUUGUGCGAAAAUCCGAACGGUACUAUCUUGAAAUUGAUUAGUUCGUAAAGUACAGUUUCACGGACGUUAAUAUAUUUUAUGUAAUUACCUAAUUGGAUUAUGUUCUUUUUCAUUUUCUUUUUUUUUUUUGGUUUAAACAAAGAAAAUACUGAUGAUGGUAAAUCAAAUAAUAAUCAGUCCAAAAAACGUGUCAACUAUUUAUGUGGACCUGACGGUAAAUUAAUUGUUACUACUGCUUUAGCACCAGACUAUGAUCGAACAAAUCACUCCGAUGGCUACGGAUCAUCGGGGACUACAUCAAAUAAUUCAUCAAAAUCAAUUGUCGUUAUUAGAGAGUUUGAAUCAUCAACAAACUCUUCAGAACUAAACGGUAUGAACUUGACAAUGACCACUAACAGCACAACACCAACGAGAACGACAAUAACAACGACAACAACAACAGCGAUAACAACACCAACAACAAUCAAGUCAAUUUUUACAACAAAUGUAACAUUUUCAACUACGACAUUGACUAAUACUAUAAAUAGCAAUUCAGUUGCAAGUAGUACAACUAAUGUGUCAUAUUCAACAGAUAAUGCAAGUAUGACACAUAGAAAUGAUCAACAGCGUCAUGAAAAUAGUGUACGUCUAAUUCAACCAAAUUUAAUUCAAGGAUCAUUUGAUUCAUCCGUUUCAGAACAUGAUUCUACAUCAUACACUUAUGAUUCAUCAUCUUAUUCUUUUUCUUCAACUACGGCACCAACAAAUUCAUCUAUAAACACAGCUAGUAAAACAAUUGAUUCUAGUAUAUCAGAUAUGUUAAGUGUUGCUAAUAAUAACUCUAAAUCUUCACUAAAUAACAAUAAUCGAAACAGUAAUAAUAAUAGUAAUAAUAAUAUUAAUAUUAAUAAUAAUGAUCAUACCUUUAUUUUAUCUCCAACACCUUUCAAUCGAAAAUUAAAUUUAAAUCAACAGACGAAUAAUCAUUUUGUUCCAUCCUUAUCUAAUACUACAAACUACAAUGAUAUUACUACAAGCUGUAAUAUUCCUACUCUGAAUGGACAUUGUAAAAAUUGUCACAAUAUCAUUGAUAAUAAUAGUAAUAUUAAUAAUGAUAAUAAUAACACUAAUAAUAAUAAAAUUAAUAAUAAUCAUAACGAUAAGAAUAUUCAAAGUCAAACAAAUGGACAAUAUUUUUCUAUUACCAAACCUUUUAUACAAGAUAAUGAAAAUAAUCAAAAUUCUUUUAAAAAAAUGAAUAAUAAAAAUAAUAAUAACGCUUCAAUAAUAACAAAUGAAACAGUUGCGACCAUGACAAAAAAUGCUGCACAAUCAAAUCAUUUUUAUUCACCAGAAAAUGAAACUACCCUUAAUUUAUAUUCUCAUUCUAACGAUUUUUAUAGUAAUAAUAAUAAUAAUGCCAGAACUGACGUACAAAUAAAAGGUGGAGGAAAAGGAGUACAAAUGAAUAGUCAAGAGAAAAUCACGGAGUUCAAGAAUAAUAAUAUUGAUACAAAUAAACAUAGAAAUAAUUACAAACAUCAAGAAUCCGAUAAUAAUGACACUCUCAUUGUAUGUAUAUCAAACAAUAAUCGUAAUAAUACUUCUGUAGUUAUGACAACUACCACACCUUAUGAUAGUAAUGAUAAUAAUAAUAAUACCUAUGUCGAUACUAGUAAUAUCAUAAUGAGAACAAAUAACUCUGAUUAUAACAGUAUCGAUGUUAGUAGCAGUAUUAACAGUAGUACUAGUAGUAUUACUAGUAAUAAUCGAAAUUAUUAUUUAGAUUUAGAUAAACAAUCAAAUAAUAAUAGACAAAUUAAUAACAGUAGUAUGAAUCUUAAGAACUCCUAUGAUACCAAGAAUGCAUUUCAGUUCACAAUGCGUAAUAGUCCUAAUAAUAAUAUUAAUAGUUCCAUUACUAUUCUCACUGACCCUUCUAAUACGACGAACCAAGGAAGCGAUGUAUCCAUUGAUGAUUCAAUCCCAUUGUCAACAAGAACAACAGCAACCACAAAUAAAACAUUGAAACGUUUUGUAUUAACCAGAAGUCCAUUAAGUAGUCCUCCAGUAACAACACCAACCAGUGUAUCACCAGCACCAAUUCAUCAAAAUCAUCACAUAAAUGAAAGAACCCCACCUAGUUCCGCCAUAGAUAAUACAAAUUUAUCCAUAACAAAAAGCCAUUUUAAUCGAAUCAGUUUAUUAAACAAUCCCUGUAAUUCGUCAAAUCAAAAUUAUGAUCAGAUCGAUCCAUCACUUUCAUCAUCAACAUCGGAAUUAGAUAAAAUAUCUUCAUCGAUUACAUUUUCGUCAAAUCCAUCUAAUUAUACAAUAAUGACACGUUUUACCAAACAACCUGAACCACAACAAUUAAGACAAGAGAACAAACAACUACCAUCAUUGAUAAAAUAUCAACAACCACAGCAAAGAAAAACACUGAAUAAUAAUAAUAAUAAUUCAUCAGUACAACAACUUUCAAAUCAUACUGAUAAUAUUCAGAGUUUAAAUUCAACAUUUAGUAGAAUUAAUUCACCUCCAUCAAUAUUUCCACGACCUGCGUUUUGGACACCGGAUGUUAAGACUUCACGUAAAAUUAACAAUGUAAUUCAAGAGGAUCCUAAAACUAAAGUUUAUAAAUGGUUUGAAAGCUAUGAAGCUGCACGUUUACUUGUGGACUUCGGUUUACCAAUUACAGGUUUUAGUCCAAAUUUAUCAUCGCUGACAUUUUCACGUGUACCUGAAUGGUUCCACGGAUUUCUCUCUCGUGAACAAGCUGAACGUCUGCUCACUAAAACUGAUAAGAAUGGCAGUUUCCUUCUACAUUUGAAUGAAUCAUUUUUAGGUUAUGUUAUCAGUUUGUUUACAUCAUCCUAUUGCAAUCAUUUCCUUGUAUCAGUGAUUGCAGUAAAACAAAGUAAUUCUGGUUCACGUAAUACAACUAAGAGUACUUAUCAAUUGUAUGGUGUUGCGAAUCCUGAACAAUUCACCGAUUUAAGAGAUCUUGUGAAAUUUUAUUCUGUGCAUAGUCUAGGACGAAAUAAUAAUCAACAAUUAUUACUUUAUCCUGUUGGACAAGAAAAUCCAACUUUACCUGAUUAUUUGGACAUAUUUUAUUCUAGACCUGAUUCAAAUUCUUCUACAAGAUUAUAAUUAUUACAUAAUUUCAUAUUCUAAAAAUUAAUUGUCUUGUUACAGAGUACAAUGAUGAUUAUUAUUACUAUUAUUAGCAUUAGUAUUAAUAUUAUGAAUGUGUAUUUCUUAAUUGGGUUUAUUAAACCAUUGUAAUAUUAUGUAAUAUAGUAAACUUGAUUUUAAACAUUCUAAUAUAAACAUUCAUUUCUUUUUUUUUGAUCUUUCACUUAUUUAUUUUAUUACUUUUUUUCUUUUAUUUUAUCCUAUUUCAACUGAACUUAUUCAGUGAUCAUUUUGCCAUCGAAAAAGACUUCUAUUCUAAUAAAUGAAUAGAACAAUAGGAAAAUAAAUCAAAAUAUUGUGAAUAAUAUAAAAUCAUGAAAUCUCUUUAACCUUUUGAAUAAAAUCAAAUUUUUUAAAAAAACAAAAUAAGAAAAACAACAACUUUUAUCUCAGAUGAAUAACAGAUUUAUUUUCUAUUCUAUUAUAAUAAAAAAAACAAUACAAAUACUAUUACUUAUUAUCGUUGAUAGCAGUAAUUCCAUACCCUUUUUUCCACUUUAUUCUCUUUGUCUCUUUAUCAUUUUGAUUUAUUUUACAAAAGGAAAAUUGUCACAUGAAAAGGUUCAAAACUUUUUGUAAAAAAAGAACAUCUUCAUCAAACUUUAUGACUUGUACAUUUCUUUCCAU
Schistosoma spindalis is the source of this 4310-nucleotide messenger RNA. Lineage: Eukaryota; Metazoa; Platyhelminthes; Trematoda; Strigeidida; Schistosomatidae. The record is from the annotation of a GenBank genome assembly.